This is a messenger RNA of Mauremys mutica (yellowpond turtle), 790 nucleotides long. Its product is annotated as zinc finger protein 667-like. The transcript is spliced from 3 exons. Gene Ontology annotation, biological process: regulation of DNA-templated transcription. The coding region runs from base 1 to 537 and encodes 178 amino acids. NCBI's taxonomy places the organism in Eukaryota, Metazoa, Chordata, Testudines, Geoemydidae. The record is from RefSeq and is a predicted model, not a curated record.
AUGCUCCCAGCCGGGGUGCCGGGCCGGAAGGUCCCUGCGCUGAGGCCUCCCCCGGCUGCUGGAGCCGGCGGCGCAGGGGCGGAGCGGGGCCAGCCCGGCCCCCUGGGUCCCAGCCCGGCCCGUGCGCAGGCGGGUCCCGGCUGCAGCCCCAGCGCGGGGAGCGGGCGAGAGGCGGCCCCGGGGAGGCAGCAGCAGCCGCGGGGCGGGAAGUCGCUGCCCGGGCGGAGGAAGCGGCCGGGGCCGGAGCCGAGCCCGGCGAUGGCUGCAGCGGGGCCGGCGCAGCUCCAGGUGGCGUUUGAGGACGUCGCUCUGUAUUUCACCCGGGAGGAGUGGGAGCUCCUAUCCCAGCCAGAGAAGCAGCUGUACCGGGACCAGAUGCUGAGGAAUUACCAGGCCCUUGUUUCCCUGGGCUAUUCAGGUUCCACACCGGACUUAAUCUACCGGAUCGAAUUAGGGGAGGCAGAGCUCUGGAUCCGGGAUGCCGAGAAAUCCAGGCAGAGCUCUGGGCCUGAGAGCCCUUCCUCAGGUGAGUCAUAAUAAUCUAGCCCCUUCUGAUUUACUCACCUGCUAGUGGAGGGCUCCUUACUGUAGAAGGCAAAGGCAGAGUGAGAUCCAUUGGCUGGGAGCUGAAGGGGACAAAUGGAGGCUGGGAAUUAGGGGCCAGGGUUUACCUGGGAGGGGAAUGAACCAUUGGGAGAGCUCCCCUAGGGACAGGUUGGAUUCUCCAUCUCUGUCAGUGGAGACGCGGCAUCUCUUUCUAAAAGCGCUGCUCUAACUCAGACAGCAGUUA